AUGACUGCCAGGGCAAGUGCCGGUCACAGUGACACAGAACGCUGCAUAGUCACUGGCAGCCUUCCCAGUCAGCGACCACUGAUGCUACCGCUGCCAGAGCCCGCAGGCACUAACCACGCAGGCUCCGCCUCCGCCGUCAUCGGAGCGGCGCCACACGGCGGCAGCGGCUCCAGAAGCAGUAGCAGCAUCACCAAGUCUCACUGCAGGUUCGGGACCCGUCCAGUUCGGUCUGGUUCGUCUUCGUCCCCAGAGAUCUCCCUCAACCCCCUCAGCUUCGGGAAAAUGGCUCAAGCGAGUAAGCCCGCGAUGAAGAAAACUCCGACAUCUGUUUCUCUGGAUGUGAGAAAGAAAGAAAAGGAACCAUUCUGUAAACUCUUUAUUGGUGGCUUGAGCUCUGAAACCACAGAAGAAAGUCUGUGGAACUACUACCAGCAAUGGGGAUAUCUUACAGACUGUGUGUUAAUCAGGGACCCUGCAAGCCAGAUAUCAAGAAGAUUUGGUUUUGUCACGUUUUCAUCCAUGGCUGAGGUGGACGCUGCCAUGGCUGCCAGACCUCAUUCCAUUGAUGGGAAAACGGUUGUGCCCAAACGUGCUGUCCCAAGAGAGGACUAUGGAAAGAUGGGGGCUCUUGUCACUGUGAAGAAGCUGUUUGUUGGUGGGAUUACAGGAGAUACUGAGGAGCAUCAUCUUAGAGGUUACUUUGAGAAAUAUGGAAAAAUCGAUGCUAUUGAGAUAAUUACUGAUAGGGAGUCUGGAAGGAAAAGAGGCUUUGGAUUUGUUACUUUUGAUGACCAUGAUCCCGUGGAUAAGAUCGUGUUGCAGAAAGACCAUACCAUCAAUGGUCAUCGUAUAGAAGUACAAAAGGCCUUGUCUAGAGCUAAAAUGCAGGGAGAGCUGGAGAUGGCAAUUUUUGAGGUAGCCCUGGUUAUGGAGGCUAUUAUGCAGCGUCAUCGUGGCGGCAUUGGCUCCAGAAGCAGUAGCAGCGUCACCACGUCCCCGGUGGAGGUGCUCCUAGAGGUGUUGUUUCUGGAGCAGCAGAGGUUCUCACUCCAGGGCUGGGACCCAUCUGGUUCAGUUUGGUUCAUCUUCGUCCCCGGAGAUCUCCCUCAACCCCCUCAGCUUCGGGAAAAUGGCUCAAGGGAGUAA
This is a messenger RNA of Hippopotamus amphibius kiboko, 1146 nucleotides long. RefSeq names its product heterogeneous nuclear ribonucleoproteins A2/B1-like. The record is from RefSeq and is a predicted model, not a curated record. Gene Ontology annotation, molecular function: RNA binding. Bases 1 to 1146 code for a protein of 381 amino acids. The transcript is spliced from 4 exons. NCBI's taxonomy places the organism in Eukaryota, Metazoa, Chordata, Mammalia, Artiodactyla, Hippopotamidae.